Zychaea mexicana is the source of this 3149-nucleotide messenger RNA. RefSeq names its product UNC-like C-terminal-domain-containing protein. Gene Ontology annotation, biological process: protein folding in endoplasmic reticulum. The coding region runs from base 11 to 3097 and encodes 1028 amino acids. Gene Ontology annotation, cellular component: cytoplasm; membrane. NCBI's taxonomy places the organism in Eukaryota, Fungi, Mucoromycota, Mucoromycetes, Mucorales, Lichtheimiaceae. The record is from RefSeq and is a predicted model, not a curated record. The transcript has 4 exons.
ACUCUAUUUGAUGCAUCCAAUCUGUAUAUAUAUUUUAGCCUUUUACCCACUAUAUACUGCUUCUACACUUAUUCCAUUUACCAUUGCCAGUCAUAGCCACGAUUCGCACCAUCGUCGUAACAGUAAUAAUAGAUAUAAGAUAGACAAGCGACAAUGUCUACGAUUCCGUGAAAAUGAUGUCUUGUUGGAUAUGUGUCCGGCAUUUGAACAAAGCGAUCUGGAUUCUUUCCAGGCACUUUUUCCCGAUGUUUCCAUCCUUUCCGGUUUAGGCCAUGACGCCGAUUUCAAUCUACUUUACCCUCCCAUGCUGCUGGACAGUAGUAGUCAUUCCCACCAAUACCAACAACAACAACGGCAACGACUUGACAGUAUCGGUAAUAACAACGACCCUACUGCAAUUCACGAGGGGGCAGCUGAACUGGCUACGUUAGAGCGUACACAUGAACAGCAGCGGGCCAAUAAUGAACCUUCUUCAUCACUCAUAAAAGACCAGCCACGUGGCGACGCCUCAUCCACUCCUGCAGUCAGUACGAAUCACGAAAAUCAGCAAAAAUAUACCACCAGUAACAUGGCAGCAGCAGGCUCUUCAUCCUCGUCGUUUUCGUCGUCAUCAUAUUCGACAUCAUCAACACAGCAGCAUACCGCACAACAACAAUCCGCAUCGAGUAACGGCGAUAGCAGUGGUAACAACAACCGAAACGGGGGCGGUCUACUAUUGUCCUUUGAAGAACUACAACAACGCGUACUACAAAAAGAAAACAAUGAUCGAUGGACUUCUAACAGUAAUCGCAAAAGAGGAGGUGGAGGCAAUCUGGGCCAAAUAAUCGACAGUGUCGAUGGUGAUUUCGCAGAUGAUUUCGGAUCCAUGUUCGAAGCCCGUCAAGGCCCGCCUGCUGCAAAUGUUUACGACGAAGAGGAAUACAUUGAACCGAGUCGAGCUGCUGGCGGAUCAGCCAAUAGCCAUAUACCCGGCAACAAUAAUAAUCAAAACCAACAGCAGCAACAACCCAAAUCAUCCAGAAUUGCGUCUGUACCCAUCAAGUCAUUAAAGGAACGGUUCAACUAUGCGUCUAUUGACUGUGCUGCAACAGUUCGAGGGGCCAACAAGGAAGCCAAAGGUGCUCAAUCGAUCGUGUACGAAUCCAAGGAUCAGUACAUGCUCAACAAGUGCUCGGCUGAUAAAUACGUCAUCAUCAAUCUCUGUGAGCCCGUAUUGAUCGAUACGAUUGUGAUGGCCAACUUUGAGUUCUUUUCCAGCACGUUCAGCGAAUUUCGUGUCUAUGUUGCUGACAGAUAUCCAACGAAGGACUGGAAACUGUUGGGCCAAUGGCAGGCUCGUAACACAAGAGAUUUACAGGUCUUUAAAGUGAACAAUCGUUUCGGUUGGUUUGAGAACAUCAAAAUUGAGUUUCUGAACCAUUAUGGCCACGAAUAUUAUUGUCCAUUAAGCUUGGUCCGCGUGCAUGGAAUGACCAUGAUGGAAUACUAUUAUCUUGUGGAACGACGGGCCGGCGAUGACGAAGAUUACGAGAUCGAAGACGAAAUUUUAUGGCCUAGCGAAGUGCGUAAUGAAAUCAUCCAUCCAAACAUCGAUACAGUCAAUGACACGAUGCCUAUCAUCCCUGAACAAGAAGAUGAUACUAGUGAUGACCAUGAACAAGCAGCAGUUAUUUUACCGGUCAACGACGAAGAUGAUGAUGAAAAUUACAUUGACAACAACAUCAACGACAAUAUUGAAGCUGCCACGAAUCCAGUAUUCUCAACGCCAAUCGCUGGUGCAUUACCAGACGACUUGGAAAAAGAGGGAGAGCAGCCAACAGUAGGCAUCGUUGAGAAACUAACGUUGGCAGAUAACGAAGCCAGUUCAAGUGAUAUCUCAUCCUCUUCUUCAACAUCUCUCGUCAUUCCAUCGGCUGUCACAACAGAUACUCCGUCCAUAUUGCCAACAGAUGCAGUUACGUCCGAAAGCCAGAACGAAAUGUCAUCAUCUUUAGCAUCACCGGCGUCUUUCUCAUCAAAUCACACAUCCGUGACUGUUGUGCCUAGCGAUCCUACGAUGACCCGAGAUAGUACUAUCUUGCCAACGGAUGAUAUAUUGUACAAAGAAUCAUCGGUCGAAGAACAAUCCACACCAGCUGCCUCUUUGAGCGUAAACGAAAACGAAGAAAACCUUAUGAAUCAUACUACUACAUCUACGACCAGCGCCAUUGCCAGCACGACCACUGGUAAUAGUGGUAGUAACAGUGGUACUACCAUGACAACCAACGUUGGCUCUUUGCUUAAUACGGCUAUCAACAACUCUGCUCAAGCAACCAGUCGCGUCAUGCCGAAACCAAGCAACAUGUACAAAGACAGCAGUUAUACCCAGGAAUCCAUUUACAAGACGAUCAUGAAACGACUCAAUGCACUUGAGCUGAAUGCCACUUUAUCACAACGCUAUCUUGAUGAGCAAAACAAGAUGCUCAACGAUGUGUUUAUGAGUAUGGAAAAGCGUCAUCAGGACCAAAUCGUAUUGCUUUUGGGUCGACUCAAUGAUACAGCGUCGACAAGAAUCGAUGGCAUGAAACGGCGGUAUGAGCAAGCAUACGACGAGCUACAGCAAAUGACAGAAAACAAUAUGAAGGAAAUGACAGCCAAAAUGGCUUUAUUGGCGGAUCAGAUUGCAUUUGAACGACGCGUUUCAAUGGCCCAGUUAGUGAUUGUCGUUAUGCUCUUUGUAUUUGUCGCGCUAUCUCGUGGCACAUUGAGCAUUCUGUCACCGAUUAUGGAAGCGCAAGCUCAGGAACGAAAACGAAGAGAAUCUGCUGAUGCCCAAGCUAUCCUUGAAACCGCACCAUCGCCGAGGAAAACACCGACUCCUCCUCCCGUAGUAGCCAUCACACCCGAAUCAUUACCUACCUCGCCACGCGAAGAUGAGCGGCCGCGAGCCAAUAGUCUGUUCCGUGAUACAAUUCCCAAGCCACGACGUCGAUGGAGCGACAACGGUGAUGGCAAUUCAACCCUGGAGGUCGAAGCCACGUUUGCCAAUGAUUCAUCCUUGCGUUUCCUACGCCGAAGAAAAUCAUCAAGUGAUGCUGCGAUUGUGCCUGAACUUUAAAACCCAUUGAAGGUUCACGAAAACAUACACACACACACACACACACGAAAAG